This is a messenger RNA of Phaedon cochleariae (mustard beetle), 1413 nucleotides long. The record is from the annotation of a GenBank genome assembly. NCBI's taxonomy places the organism in Eukaryota, Metazoa, Arthropoda, Insecta, Coleoptera, Chrysomelidae.
AUGGUUUCCACACCUCAACAAGACGGCUUCAUUUUAAUGGCACACUUCCGCAGUGGUACUCGCAAUCCUGAUGGAAGUUGGACCUAUUUCCUGCAGUCAUGCAUUGAGCAGUUUUCUGAGGCUUUUCCAGAAGUCGAUAUCGACUAUGAUGGUUUCAAACAUCACAAGCUCAACCUUGUUCAGAGAUUCGAAAAUAAACAUUGUAUCUGCAAGGGAAAGUCAACUGGAAGACCAUCUGUUUCAACAGAAGAUGUUGUUGAAGACAUUAGAAGACGAGUGGAACAAAGUCCUAAGAAAUCCAUUGCGAAGUUAUCUGUUCAAACAGAUUUUGAUGAAUCUGAUAAUGAAGUCCCCAUCUCGAAGAAAAUUGAUUCAUCGUUUGAAGUAAACCCGAGAGAAAACCUCGAAAUUGAUCCUCAUACUAAUGAAAAUCAUAAUUUUUGUAACACCCAAUCAAUAAUAUCUGAAGAUGAGUAUGCCAGGCCUAUUGAAUUACAAUUGAAAGAGUGGGCUUUGAGCCACAAAAUAUCUCAUGUUGCCAUAAAUGACUUGUUGAAAAUUUUAAAAAAUAGUAAUCCUCAGUUGCCAUCUGAUGCUAGGACUCUUUUAGGAACUUGUCGAGAUGACUUUGUUGAUGAUGCAAUUGAUGUUAUAUAUCAUGGUUUAUUUAUCAAUGGAAAAAAAUAUAAUGUUAAAAUUGGUUCAUUUAUAUGUGAUGCACCUGCCAAGUCUUACAUAACUUUCACCAAAGGCCACUCUGGUUAUGCAUCUUGCACCAAAUGUCAAAUUGAAGGCAGUUAUAUUGAUAAUAGAAUCUGUUUUCCACAAACCAACAAUCUAUGUGCUAGAAAUGAUGUUGAUUUUAGAAGUGGCACUGAAGAAGUCUUCACCGAAAAAGACGUUUCAUUACAAGAAAUAAGAGACCUUUGUGAUGAAUUUCAGCUAAUGCCAGUCACUAAGAAAAAGGAAGUCUUGUCCAAAGGAAAGCAAAUUGCUGCAUUAGGCCGGCAGAAUAGGGAAAAUGAUGCUGUCAAUGCAAUCAAAGAGAACAAUAAUAACUGUAAUGAACCUGAAGAAAACAUCAUUAUCACUCUGGAGGAACAUGAUUAUUUUGAACCUGGACCAGUCAAGAAAACCAGGAUCGACAAAAGUGUGAUCUUGAGAAAAAAUGCCAUGGAAUACUUGACAAAGAAAAAUGAGAAAGAUCAGGAGUUAAGGUUGAAGGAGUUGCAGUUGCAAGAAGAAAAAUAUAAACUUGAGGCAAGAAAAAUACAAAUUGAAGAAAUGAGACUGGAGUUGGAGAUUGAAGAUAGGAAGAAACAAAAAGAAAUUGAAUAUGAAAAAUUAAAACUAGAUUUCAAGCAAAAAACUGAGCUGCACACACAUAUAGCAUCCAUCACAACAAAAAACUAA